UGUGUGGGGGCGGGUGGAGCCUGACGGGGUUCUGCAGGCUGCGAUCGGCGCCUCCGCGUCCUCGCCCGGCGCUCUGGCGGCAGCGGCAGAGCCAGCGGCAGAACCAGCGGCAGAACCAGCAGGAGCAGCAGCAGCAGCAGCAGCAGCGAGCAUGUCCUCGAGCAGGGCCAAGAAAGUGAAGAUGGCCACCAAGUCCUGCCCGGAGUGCGACCAGCAGGUUCCUGUUGCAUGUAAAUCAUGUCCCUGUGGCUACAUAUUUAUUAGUCGAAAACUGUUGCAUGCUAAACGUGCUGAGAGAUCACCACCCAUCACAGAAAACAAAAAUGAGGCCAAAAGGAGACGAACAGAGAGAGUUAAGCGAGAGAAGAUAAACUCUGCAGUAAAUAAAGACUUAGAAAACCGAAAAAGAUCCAGGUCUAACAGCCAUUCAGACCAUAGCAGACGAGGAAGAGGAAGACCUAAGAGUGCCUCAGCCAAAAAACACGAAGAAGAAAGGGAGAAACAAGAAAAAGAAGUUGACAUGUAUGCUAACCUUUCAGAUGAAAAGGCCUUUGUAUUUUCAGUGGCCUUGGCGGAAAUAAACAGAAAAAUUAUCAAUCAAAGACUUAUUCUGUAACUUGUAAGCACAGUCUGAUGCAUUUAUAUGCAGAAUCACUAGUGUAUUUCCAAGGUGUCAUGGGCUCUCGGAAAGUGUUUUGUCUGUACUGACAAGGACCAUGUUAUCUCUUUUUAAAAUUCUGCUGCUGUUCUUGGAAAUCUGUCUCUACAAGUCAGAAAGAAAGAAUUCACAAGAUUGUGUUGUGAAAAAUUAUAAAGCAGAUGUUUUACGCCUUGAAGACAAAUGCCCAGAGAGACUGCACCCAUUCCAGAGCACUUCUUUUAAAUUUCCUGCCAGAAAUGCAAUAUUUUAAAUAUUUCCAGAAAUAAAUGAUUUUCCUUUAAAAUUAUAUAUUUCAGAUUUUUCAGCUAUAUUGCAGUUUAUGUAUGUAUAGUUCACAUAACUUUUUAAUAAAUUGAUACUCCAAUA
Melopsittacus undulatus (budgerigar) is the source of this 1027-nucleotide messenger RNA. It is a transcript of the gene HDIP1, whose product is annotated as chromosome Z C16orf87 homolog. The coding region runs from base 152 to 616 and encodes 154 amino acids. The record is from RefSeq and is a predicted model, not a curated record. The transcript has 4 exons. NCBI's taxonomy places the organism in Eukaryota, Metazoa, Chordata, Aves, Psittaciformes, Psittaculidae.